Gaeumannomyces tritici R3-111a-1 is the source of this 6699-nucleotide messenger RNA. Its product is annotated as separin. Gene Ontology annotation, biological process: proteolysis; meiotic chromosome separation. The transcript has a single exon. The record is from RefSeq and is a predicted model, not a curated record. Gene Ontology annotation, cellular component: cytoplasm; mitotic spindle pole body; nucleus. Gene Ontology annotation, molecular function: cysteine-type endopeptidase activity; protein binding. The coding region runs from base 100 to 6579 and encodes 2159 amino acids. Lineage: Eukaryota; Fungi; Ascomycota; Sordariomycetes; Magnaporthales; Magnaporthaceae.
AGCUUGUCAAGGCUAUUAUUAGGUGCUUUCGUCAGAGAUAUGAUUAGGAGUCAGGGGCUUUAACACUCGCUUUUUGCUUUGCGAUCGCUCUUUUUAGCUAUGGCUUCCUUACAAGAACAGGCGGACUCUGUCCGCUCCGCCGUCACUUCGAUAUCGACAUGCUCGCCCGCGACGGCCGUGCUCCUUAAGGACCUCGUCCUACCCAGCGAUGCCUCCGCCAGGGCCGACGGCACCGAAUCUCGCGCCUCCAAAACGAGCCGAGCCCCGAAAACGACGACAAGCGGUCGAGCGCCUAGCAAAAAGUCAACAAAAGCCGCGACCACCGCGGGGCUCUCGAGCAAGGAGAAGGCAGGACUCGCCACCCACGUCAUCAAUGCCUCAUUAAAGGCCCUCGGAGAGGCCGCGAAACCGACGGCGGCGCUACCCGCUCCGCGACUAACACAGCCCGAGGCCGGCGAUCUCGUUCGCAAGGCGUCGCGGAACGCCCUCCGCAGGUCCCUCUCGGCGCCUCCGACCCCACUACAGGCGCGAACCCUGAACCGGGUAGCAACCUCACCGCUUGCCACCGUAAAGCAGCCUGCGAGGCCAGCCUCCUCGGGCUCGGGCUCCUCGAGCUGCCUGUCCCUUGUGGAAUGCGCCCGCAUCGCUUUCGCCGCUCUGAGGGGACUUCACAAUGCGGGCGAGAUCACCCUCCCAGAGCUCCAGCUUGAGAGCGGAAUGUCUUCGCUCGUCGCAAGGCUGAUAGCCUUGGGCAUGCUGGAACAGGCCGCCAAGGAGCUCCGACUGCUCAAGCAGCGGCUCGAUAGUCGCUCUGGGGUCCAGGCCACUGCAAAGAAGCCGAACAAGGCCGGCGCGCAGAUUGAAACCGCCCCCGCGAAUCGGAUCUCAGAUAUACUGGACUUUUGUGGAUUCAAGGCCGCUGACGGCCCCUUCACCAACCUUGUCAUCACGACCCAGCUUCAGGCGCUGAGGAUACUGUCCAUGAUGAAGAAGCCCCAGCAUACCGAGUCGGUUGUCGACAUCCUGAAAGACUCCACUGGGUCCUCCCCUCUCAGGCUGUUGAUCGCUUACGCCGGGAGCAGCACCACUCACCGCGACAAGGCCUCGCGCCAGCUGGAGACGCUUUCACAACUUCUUCUGUCUCUGACGCCGAGCGUGUCGAGCAAAAGCGACGACGAAGCCCUCGAGCCGAAACUGAGCAUAUCCCCGUCUGCAGCGUUCGACAUGCAGGUCCUGGGCCUGGAAUCGAGACUGCGGUGGUGGGCCAUCGCAGGGCACAAGGGCGACGUCCACAAGGACAUUCUUUCGCCCUUCUCCAGGUGUUUAGCCGCGUACAUCCGCAGAGCAGGGCCCGGGGACGAGUCCCUGUACAACACGUGCGUCAAUGCCUUCGAGCGGAUCCAGGAACUUGUCGGGAGCAGCGUCACGAGCCCGGGCACGUCUUUCAAGUCACCGAUCGCGACACUGUACCAAGCUCUCGGCGCGGUUGCUCGAGAGACCCGAAAGUACUCCGAGGCUAUCAAAUGGACAAAACUCGCCAGGGGACUUAUGAAGGAGGGGAUCGAUUCAGAAGCAAGCCGCUGCGCAGUUGACGCUCUCCUGCUAUCUUUGCAGCUUAAAAACCCUGCUGAGUAUCUUGAGGACAAUACGCUGGUCGAUGGCGUCAUCGACGGCAUGCAGGGGGUGCUGAAAGGGGACAGCGCCGAGCUGGAGGACCUUCUGGUUAACGUGGGCCUUGCGCGGAGGUCUGCUAUGAACGUCCUUGUCGCGCAAGAUAGGAGCGCGUUGGCCCCCAAGGACACGCUACGUUCCCUGGAAUCCUUCGUCGUCCAGUGCCCCCGUUUCUGCCUGCGGUGGCUGGGCAAACCACCGGCGUCCAACGGCAGCACCAAGGACUUUCUACGAUACGAGCAGAGACGACAGAUGCUUACAAAAUCGAUACAUCUAUUUCUCGAUUCAGCCUUUAUGGUCAUCAAGGCCCUGAUCGACGAGCGGCGCAUGUUCUGGGCGCAGAUGGACAUUGUGCUGGGCGACUGCCUCACCCUACUCGACUACAUGGGUGACAGUGGGAAUGCCGAGUCCUCCACGUCACACCACGUCAAGAUAUCGCACUUUUACUUCAUGCAGUACACCCUCCUGCGGCAAUCCUCCAAGGAUCCCAAGAGCCCGGAGCCCAUGCGCGCGCUUCGCCGGUCCAUCGAGUGCGUUAAGCAACGAUCCGCACGAGAGAAGGAGAAGUCGCAGCUUAUCAUGAAGCUAGAGCGGCUAGCCGAGGCGUACAACUCUCUAGGACGCGUCGGCGAGGCCCUCGGAGCCCUCCAGUCCAUUCGGUCUAGUCUCGUUGAUGAUGGAGUUCUCGCCGAGGUCGUGCAGUGCCUAGAAGAGCGCCCCCCGGUUCUCGCCUGGACUCGCACCAGCCAGGCUAGCACGUUGUCGCGGACGCUCGUGUCCAUCGCAGGGCUGGAGCAGGUUCCCAUGAACUGGUCGGUUGAUCUGCCUGAGGCCCAGCAGCUGGCCGUCCGUGAGCAUUGGCUACACUUCGUCAUCCUCGGUGGCUCCAAGGACCGCAAGCGUCCGACGCUUGCUGACGAAUGCGUCGAGUCACUGCUCAAGACUUACUAUCCGACACGCUUCCCCAUCAAGCGAAUACGCACUCUUCUAAGCCUUCUAACAGUAAACCUAGACGACCAGGAUCAGUUCGCAGCAAUAGAGUCGCAGAUUGAUGCCGUCGUUGGCCUCAUCAAGGGUGGUGGCUGCGCCGAAGACAGGCCUUUGGAGCCAUACCUACAGCAUUACUAUGCCUACCACAACUCGCUGGUAGGCCUCAAAUCCGCGGCACCCGAUCUUGACCGAAUCGACAGUGCUCUGGCUCAGUGGAAUAAGGUGCUCAAAGAUUGCAACACGCUGGAGGAACUCGACCGAGUCAUCGACAACCCGGCCGCCCUGUUGAGCCACCUCCAGUCGCUGGGCGACUUCGGGCGCACGAUGAGCCACGACCCUGUCCAGCUGGCGGCGCUGGAGCUUUCGUCAAUGAUCUCGAAUAUCUCAUCCAAAUGGGGCCCAGAGGACAGGAUCAGGUCAUACUCGAGCCUGGCCUUGCUUUACGCUAAUACCGGACGGUGCGCCAUGGCCGAGAAGGCCCUCGAUGCUUGCCAGGAGUUUGUUCUGAAAGAGUCUGGGUCGAUCCCGGGAGGGGCUGUCGCUGACAUGCACCUCGCCUACGCCGAAUACUACAUCCUAACAGGAGAUCUGGACAAGGCAGAGAGUCACUUCAACCAGGCGCGCGGCCAUGCCGUAUCAGACAGGAGCUCGCAGUCUUCAAAAACACGGCGGCGAGAUCUCAUCAGCUAUGCGUCACUGUUGCAGUCCAUGAUCGCCUCUAAGAAGGGAGAGGCCCACCACGCGCUGGUUCAUGCGCGAGAGACGGUGCGGGUGCUUUUCAGUGACUGGGCAAAGCUCGAAGAUAGGGUCAAAGCAAAGCAGAAGGCCAAGGACGCUGCUGAUCUCAGUGAUGGAGACUCCCCUCUCACUCCGUCAUCGGCCAUGAUUGCUGCUGGGCCCGAAUUCUGGAAGCUAUUCCACUCACUCUUCCGCAGCAUGUCUCACCUUUCGUCAGUUUACGCGCACCUGGGAAUGUUCCAGGAGACAGUGUACUACGCGGAACAGGCACAAAAGAUGGCCCAGGGCACCAACGCGCGCCUCUAUCUGGCGCAGUGUGAGGCCUGGCUGGCAUUGGUCCAUUUCAAGGCUGGCAACUUGGACAAGUCGCUUGAACUGGCCAACCAGUCCAGCUCCAGACUCAGCGGCGGAGACGGCACAUGCACCGCCGUGACUCUGGCCUGCCAACUUGCCGGACUGUACCGGGAUCUGAAGGAGCCUGACUUGGAACAGGAUAUGAUCAACCGCGCCGAGGCCGCCAUGAAGUAUCUCAAAGAGACGCCUGGAGAUGUGGACAGUGGGGAUGUACAGGAAGCGCCCGCCACGGUCAAGGCAGGCCCUGAGGAGAAAGCAAAGAGGCAGCCGGCCAAACGAGCGGCUAGUGCUGCGAGCACGGCCAGAAAGACAACGAGAAAAGCAGUCACUGUCUCCAAGGCCAAGGCUCCAGCUCCGAAAGUCGAGGCGCCCGCCCCUAUCAUCAGCGAUAUUGUCAUUUCUGGCCUCCAAAGGUCGCUAAUGAUGCACAGAGCCAUCUCUCUGCUCAACAGUAGAGACUGGACCGCCGCCAUGGAACUGUUGCAGCAGUCACAGGUUUUGACAAAGCUGGGCAAGAGCAAGCUGGGCGAGAUGGUUGCGCGAGCCACUUGCUUCUUUGGGCAAUGCCAGGACCAGAUGAUGAGAGACGCCGUCUUCUCGGUCAUCCAGGACUCGACCUUGUCCUUCCCCGCAGUCUGCAGCGCGAGCUCCGAGGCUGUCGCUGAGCGUCUCGCGCUUGUCAAGGCAUCGCCGCCCAAGAAGGGGAGGGGUGCUGCAGCGGCAGCGUCGGCGGCGCGGCUGCCCGAUUUCAUCGAGAACCUCCAAGCCGCACACGACUGUCUCGUGCAGGCUCACGCCGUGGCUAUGGUCUCGGGCGACGGCGCCAUGGUGCACCGGAUCGCCGGGAUGCUGCAAAGCACCAUGCUUCUGCUCUCUGCCGCCUGUCCGUCUCGGCCUCGCAUCACGGGCAGCCAAGCCUUUGCAACAUGCUCAGUAGAGGCAGCGCAGAACCUCACAUGGCGCAGGGAGCGGAAGGCUCUGCUCCUGGAGAUGAGUGGCUACAAGAGUGAUGGCCUCGAGUGGCCCAUCCCCAUGGGCCAGGCAGACCCGAGUUUGUCUCCUGCCCGAGCUGGCGCGCCUACGGCAGACAUGGGCCGGUUCCAGAAGGACUUUAUCGACAUAAUCCCCAAGGAUUGGACUGUCAUUUCCGUGUCUCUCAGCGACAACAAGCACGACCUCUGCGUCUCGCGGCUUCAGGCCGGACACAGCCCGUUCGUCAUCAGACUGCCGCUCGAGCGCGGCAGUUCGCGGGACUCGGCCAACGACUCGUUCAACUACCACCAGGGCCGCGCUGAGCUGCAGGAGAUUAUCGGGCUCGCUGACGGAAGCGCGCACAGGGCCAAGGAUAUGGCGAAAAAGCGGCUCAAGUCGGAGUGGUGGGCCGAGAGGGAGGAGCUCGACAAGCGCCUUGGCGAGCUGCUGGAAAACGUCGAGCAGGUCUGGCUCGGCGGCUUCAAGGGCAUCUUCUCUCAGCAGAGGCGCAGCCCCGACCUGUUGGCCCGGUUCCAGAAGAGCUUCCACGACAUCCUGGACAAGCACCUGCCGUCCCGUCGACAGGUCCGGGGCCGCCGCAUCAAGGCAGCCGCCGCUGCACCGGCGCCCGUCAAGGUGACGCUGGACCCGCGCAUCCUGGAGCUGUUUGUCGGUCUGGGCGACGUGACGGGCCCCGAGUGCGGCGACCUCGACGACGCACUGAACGACCUGCUGUACUUUGUGGUGGACAUCCUACAGUUCCACGGCGAGCGCAACGCCUACGACGAGAUCGACUUUGACUCGAUGUGCGUCGAGACGUUUGACGCGCUGCACUCGUACCACACGACGGCGGCGGAAAAGAAGAAGAGCGGCGCCAAGAAGAGCGGCAACGCGACGGGCGGGCAGCAGCAGCAGCAGCAGCAGCACACGGUGCUGGUGCUGGACAAGGCGCUGCACAUUUUCCCUUGGGAGUCACUCCCCUGCAUGCAGGGGCAGGCGGUGUCGCGCGUGCCGUCGCUCGAGUGCCUGCGCCGCCUGAUCCUCGAGCAGCGGAGGCCCAAGGACGACGCGUCGGCGCCGAGCGGCCACCACGCCUGCAAACGCUCGGGGGCGUACAUGCUCAACCCCUCGGGAGACCUCAUGAACACGCAGGGGACGUUUGAGGAGCCCCUGGCGUCGGCCCUGCUCGAGGCAGAUAACAACAACAAUAACAGCAACAACAACAACAACAACAACAACAACAACUGGGUGGGCACCGUGGGCAGGGCGCCGACCGACGCCGAGUUCGAGCAGGCGCUCCGGACGCGCGACGUGCUGCUCUACUUUGGGCACGGCAGCGGGGCGCAGUACGUGCGCGGGCGCACGGUGCGGCGGCUCGAGGGCGGGUGCCGGGCCGCGGUGCUCCUCUGGGGCUGCAGCUCGGCGUCGCUGGCCGACGUGGGCGACUUUGAGACGCACGGCCCCGUGUGGAACUACCUCAUGGCCGGCUGCCCGUCGGUCGCGGGCACGCUGUGGGACGUGACGGACCGCGACAUUGACCGCCUCGCCGCGCGCGCCCUCGAGGAGUGGGGGCUCGUCGGGGCCGGAACGUUCCCUGCCGAGGACAAGGGCAAGAAGGCUUUGUCGUCGUCGUCGUCGUCGUCGUCGUCUGGUGCCACCGGUAGUGGUGCUGCUACUGCUGCUGCGGGUGGCAAGUCGUCGUCGUCAGCAGCUUCGUCGCUCGCCCAGGCCGUGGCCACCGCCAGGGAUGUGUGUCGCUUCCGCUACCUGACUGCCGCCGCCGUGUGCGUCUACGGCAUCCCGGUGUACCUGACCGACGGCGAGACGACGACGACAGCGACGACGACUGCCUGAAACAAGGGAGGGUAACCCCCAAGAGAUGGCACGAACCUCUUCGUCAUGCGAUGGUGGGAAGGGGUUUGUGUGGCCCCUCGCGAAACCCAGUCCGGUCGGUCGGUCGGUCGGUCGGUCGGU